GGGGGAGAAGGAGAGAGACUCCGAGCGGAAACUCAUUACAAAUCAAUUAACUUCACUCUCACGGCCGUCGUAUAACGACUUCUACAUUUAAGAAAAGUAUUCUGGGCUCAUAAAAUCAAGUCAGCAAGCUUGAAAACAUAUUUGAACGAAAUUCAAAACUGGACUGCACACCUGCCUUUUGAGACAAGUACACGAACUCGUGCUUUUUUUUAACCAUUCAUUCUUUGUUGCGUGAACUGCAUGUGAACUUCUGAGAGAAUAAAAUUCGUCUCUCAAACGAGUUAAAAUGACGUUAUCAUCAAAGACCCCCAUGGCCCUGGCGGCCAUCUUUGAGAGUCCCAGUGAUGACGAGGACUUCCUGGGUUUUGCCAUGUCAGUGCCUAGUGACAGCGAAUCAGACGACAGCAGGGACAGCCUUGCCUCUGAGGACUCUGGGAAGCCGGCUGUGUGUUUCAGGUCAAAGUUUGUGACCGCUGAGUUGUGCGUGGCGGAGGGGAGUGACGCUCUCCUCUCCUGUUUUCGGUCGCUCCAGUGCGUGGCGGAGGGGAGUGACGCUCUCCUCUCCUGUUUUCGGUCGCUCCAGUGCGUGGCGGAGGGGAGUGACGCUCUCCUCUCCUGUUUUCGGUCGCUCCAGUGCGUGGCGGAGGGGAGUGACGCUCUCCUCUCCUGUUUUCGGUCGCUCCAGUGCGUGGCGGAGGGGAGUGACGCUCUCCUCUCCUGUUUUCGGUCGCUCCAGUGCGUGGCGGAGGGGAGUGAAGCUCUCCUCUCCUGUUUUCGGUCGCUCCAGUGCGUGGCGGAGGGGAGUGACGCUCUCCUCUCCUGUUUUCGGUCGCUCCAGUGCGUGGCGGAGGAGAGUGAUGAAGACACAGGUUUCUACUCCGAGGGGGAGGAGCCAGACACACACACAAGGAGGAGUCUCUGUGUUGCCUUUAGGUUUCCCACCAAAAUACUCUCUGCCAAGAAAGGGGAGGCACCAAAGAAACCCCAGCCAAUCACUACCGCCCCUCCGGAGAGGAGAACCAAUGAAAAGGAGCAUCUGAAAAGGGGUGUGUCUCAGGUGUCCCGUGGGAUGGUGACACGGGGUCAGAAACAGCCUCUAAAAAAAGAGGAGGUUGAAUCUCCAAUUCUAAAUAAACGAGCCAAGAACAUCCAGGAGAACAAGGCCAUGUUGGCCAAGCUGUUUGCUGACCUGACCAACAUGGCUGAACUCCCCCCUUCUACCAUGAAGAAGAGGCGUGUGAGUGAGAUGCCGACCCCUCGUAGACGAGGUGUGUAUGAGGGGGGCGAGAGGAGGAACCCAUCGCGUGCGGCCAGACCGCCAGAGAAGUUUGGGGUGGAGGAGCGGAGUACCUCCCCCUCACGGCACAACAGAUCUGUGAGGACUAUCUGUGUCAGGAAACUACUGGAGGUGAAUGAUGAGCUGAGUAGAAGUGGGAAGAAGAGGAGGGCGAGCAGCGGAAAGAGGAGGAAGAUUACACAUGUGAGAUCAGUCGAUGAGAUCACAGAGGAAGAGCUGGACAACGUGGCGGAAGGCGCCAAAGACAAGAUACUGGACAAGGACCACGGCAGCACUUGUCAUCAGUGUAGGCAGAAGACUCUGGACACCAAGACGGUGUGUCGUAGCGGAGUAUGUUCAGGGGGCAAAGGUCAGUUUUGUGGGCCCUGUCUGAGGAACCGCUACGGAGAGGACGUACGCUCUGCCCUGCUAGAUCCAGACUGGGAGUGUCCUCUGUGUAGAGGUAUCUGUAACUGCAGUUUGUGUCGACGGAGAGAAGGACGUUGUGCAACAGGACAACUCGUCCAUUUGGCUCAACAUAAGGGCCACAGCAACGUCCAAGAUUACCUGGAGAGCAUCCAAAAAGAUCUUCGAGCCUAGAGACAAGACCAGACAAGCAGACAGCUCCCCCAUUGGUCAGGACAGACAAUUACACCCUGGAGGCCCAGAGGGAGAUACACCCUCUGUCUGCUGGGUGUCUCAAUAGCCUCUCCUUUCUCCUGAAGUGUACACCCUUCACUACUUCCCACAAAUCAGAAAGCAUUGGAUUUGCAGAGGCAUGGGCUAAAGGGAGUUUCCACCAUAUUUCUUAUACCAGUCAUUUCCCUACAAAUCAAUGGAUGGAAGUGAACAAGUGCACACUUUGGGCAGAAGGAGAGAUAAUUAAGACGUAGUCAUACUGACACACAGAAUUGUUGUGCUUUAGUACUGCCACAGUUCAGACUCGAGUCCAGGGUUUGGGAUCUCUAGAUGGUCUAGAACAAUGUUCCAGAACAAUGUUCCUCAAUGACUGCCACGUCCCUCUAACACCUUAUUUAAUCACAGUCAUGUUCAGAGACAGGAGGUCUGACAGGAGGUACUACCUGACAUUUUCCAGUAAGAACAUGUAAUUACCAUUUAUUGUUGCAAAAUGUUUUGCUACGGUGUACACCACUGAAUAUGACCCAGGAAAACCAUAACUUGUGGCUCUCUGCAACUAAAAAGAUUGAGAAACAUCGGUCUAGAUGGAUAUCUGUGGUUCCAAGUCUGUUUACACAGGCAGCCCAAUUCUGAAAUCAUAUUUUUAUGCAACAGCGGUCAGGCAGUGGAGUUGAACUUUUUAUUAGACCUUGGAUGGGGCGGAGGGUGCAGACAUCCGCUGUUAAAUUCAAUACCUUUUUAAUUUGGGGAAUAAUGUUUACGCACCUAUUAUUAUGCUAAAUUGGCAUAGUUUGAGUUUACGUUACUUGAGAGUUUACACCUAUUUUACCACUGCAUCCCUAGUAGUAAGACAUGGUCUACCUUUUACUGAAAGAAACAGAACAUAGCCAAUACAAUUGGACCUAUGGGAUGUAUAGUGUACUGUUUAUUACACUGUUUUAAUGGUUUUUUCUUCUAUAUUGAGUUAAAGUUUUAAGACUGCUUCUGAAAGUAGACACUGUACGUUAGCUGAAUCUAAAAUAAAGAACUGAAGUUCAAAUGUUUACUA
This is a messenger RNA of Salmo salar (Atlantic salmon), 2963 nucleotides long. RefSeq names its product cell division cycle-associated 7-like protein. Gene Ontology annotation, cellular component: nucleus. Gene Ontology annotation, biological process: regulation of DNA-templated transcription. The record is from RefSeq and is a predicted model, not a curated record. Lineage: Eukaryota; Metazoa; Chordata; Actinopteri; Salmoniformes; Salmonidae.